Messenger RNA from Nezara viridula (southern green stink bug), 745 nucleotides. The record is from the annotation of a GenBank genome assembly. Lineage: Eukaryota; Metazoa; Arthropoda; Insecta; Hemiptera; Pentatomidae.
AGAAAAGGAAACUAAAAUCAAAAAGGCAAUGGAAGAAGAUUUGAAAUCAUUCAAUAUCUUAUUUGGGAUUACAAAUGGAGUUGGCUUAUUAUGCGUUGUCCUCAUGCUUAUUUGGACGUCUCAUUAUGCUGGAGGAUUUGCAUGGCGUUCAGAUCCUCGAAGACAAUUCAACUGGCAUCCUCUCUUGAUGACUGUUGGCAUGAUAUACCUAUUUGCUAAUUCUAUUAUGAUCUACAGAGCUCUUCGCACUAUAAGGAAGCAAAAAUUGAAGUUGAUCCAUGCUGGUAUCCACUCAGUCGUCAUUUUAUGCAUCAUUGUUGCCCAGAUUGCUGUUUUUGAUUUCCAUAAUCAAAUGAAUAUUCCAAAUCUUUAUACUCUUCAUUCAUGGAUUGGCUUGACAACUGUUAUCAUUUACUUUGUACAGUGGGCUUUGAGCCUUGUGGUCUUUCUCUAUCCUGGAAUUCCCUUGUCUAUCAGAGCUGCAAUUAUGCCAUGGCAUGUUUUCCUCGGUCUGUUUGCCUUUAUCCUGGCCAUAGCUACUUCAGUUUCUGGUCUUUUGGAAAAAGCAAUCUUCAAACUUAAAGAUUAUGGUGACCUCCCAGGCGAAGGAAUUCUGAUGAAUGUGAUCGGGCUUUUCUUUAUCUUGUUUGCAGUAUUGGUCGUAUACCUUACAACUGAGCCAAAAUACAAAAGGCACCCACGUCCGGAGGACGGAGCUCUCCUUAGUUCCUCUCCUAAUGAAUAA